GCGGUUAUCCGGGGACGGAUUAUUCUCUGCCGGGCAACACCAACAAUUUCCCUUCGGUGAGUAUUGAAGCCGGUCCCGAACGGGGAGUUCUGAUGUUGGGCAGAGAGUCCCCUUAACUUUCCCGAACUCAAACAGGAGAGUCUGCAGAUGCUGGAAAUGCGAGCAACGCGCAUAAAAUGCCGGAGGAACUGGCAACGUCCAGGAAGAGAGUUAAGAGUCGACGUUACCGGCAGGACUGGAGAAUAACUGCUGGGGGUGGGCAAGGGAGAGAGAAACACAAGGUCAUCGGUGAAUCUUUCCUGAACUUUCCCGAACUGGCGGCCUCGCCUCGCUUCCUUCACAGAAUCUGCCGGGGUCAGUCCGGGUUGUGAGACCUUCACACCGGAUCUUCUGAGAUGAGCCGCCGCUCAGCCCCUGUUGUUCUGGUCCUAUUAGCAGGAUGACGUAAAACAUAUUUCUAUAUUGUUACUGAUGGAGAAUUGUACUAUUCAUGUUCCGUGUGUUAUCUGAAUGUACUUGCCUGUGAUGCUGCUACAAGUCAUUGUUUCUCUGUACCUGUAUCUUCCCGUGGUCGCUCACCUGGCAACAAAUUCGACAGGACCUGAGAAAACUCGGUUAAAAAUGACAAGGAAUUUGUCUAUGGGAAUUUCGAACACAACACGCCAGUUUUUCUGUCUCUGUCCAGAUAUUUAAAAAGUUGCAACGGAUUCACUUGAUCAUCCUUCCUGCUCAGACUUUGGGGAGGUAUUCAAUCAUUCAUCUGACCAACUGGCACGCCCGUCAUUUUACACAGGGGAAAGGGCGUUCAUCUGCUCAGAGAGUGGGAAUGGAUUCACUCCGUCAUUUCAACUGAAGGUACAUCAGCUAGUUCAGACUGGGCAAGACCAUUCACCUGUUCUGUGUGAGGAGGCAUCCAGUCGGUUUUCCCACCUGUGGAUACACCAGUCACUGGGCAGAGUCUGGUCAUCUGCUGAAUUUGUGGGGAAGGAUUCACUCGGUCAUCUGACCUAAUGGCUCACCAGCGAGUUCACACUGGGGAGAGGCCGUUCACCUGCUCGAUCUGUGGGAAGGAAUUCACUCGGUCAUCUGACCUACUGGUACACAAGUCAGUUCACACUGGGGAGAGGCCGUUCACCUGUUCAGACUGUGGGAAGGGAUUCAGUCAGUCAUCCCAACUGAAGGUACAUCAGCGUGUUCACACAGGGGAGAGGCCAUUCACCUGCUCAGAUUGUGGGAAGGGAUUCACCCGGUCAUCCAACCUACUGGUACACCAGCGAGUUCACACUGGAGAGAGGCCAUUCACCUGCUCAGACUGUGGGAAAGGAUUCAGACAUUUAGCUACCCUACAAGCACACCGGUCAGUUCACACUGGGAAGUGGCCGUUCACUUGUUCAGACUGCAGGAAGGGAUUCACACGGUUAGCUAGCCUACAAGCACACCAGUCAGUUCACACCGGGGAGUGGCCAUUCAGCUGCUCAGACUGUGGGAAGGGCUUCACUCGGUCAUCUGACCUACUGGCACACCUGUCAGUUCACACUGGGGAGAGGCCAUUCACCUGCUCCAACUGCAGGAAGGGAUUCACUCGGUCAUCCCAACUGAAGGUUCACCAGUCAGUUCACACUGGGGAGUGGCCGUUCACCUGCUCAGACUGUGGGAAGGGAUUCACUUGCUCAUCCGAACUGAAGGUACAUCAGCGAGUUCACACUGGGAAGUGGCCGUUCACUUGUUCAGACUGCAGGAAGGGAUUCACACGGUUAGCUAGCCUACAAGCACACCAGUCAGUUCACACCGGGGAGUGGCCGUUCACCUGCUCAGUCUGUGGGAAGGGAUUCACUCAGUCAUCCCACCUACUGACACACCGGUCAGUUCACACUGGGGAGUGGCCGUUCACCUGCUCAGACUGUGGGAAGGGAUUCACUUGGUCAUCUCAACUACAGAGACACCAGUGAGUUCACACUGGGGAGAGACUGCUGACCUGCUCAAUUUGUGCAAAGGGAUUCACACGGUCAUCUCAACUAAAGAGACACCAGUGUGUUCACACUGCAUAGAGGCCGAUCUCCUGCUCAGACUUUGGGAAGCGAUUCUCUCAGCCAAAUCAACCAAAUGUGCAUCAUUGAGUUCACACUGGGGAGAGGUUGUUCACCUGCUGUGAAUGUGGGAAGCGGUUCACUCAGUCAUCUAACCUUAUGUAACUCUCGCUUCAUCUGGCAGCUUAAUAUUGUGGAUGAUAGCGCCCGCCCCCCACAGCUCAGCCAAACUUAAGAAAUCUUGAUUGGGUGGAUGGUGCAUGAUGCGUCUCCUGUUACAAAUCAGUGCCCUGGAAUAACAAGCGGUAUGCAAUACGUGAUUUAUCAAUUGAGCUUUAUAAUUCUUACUUUGACUAUAGGGUUAGUAAAGAAAACAAAAAAAGAGAAAGGAAGCUCUAUCUCCAUUUGUGUCUUCUCAUCUCCCUGGCAAAAGACUGCGAAAAUCUCUCUUCCAGACUCACAAGAAAGAACAACAUUUCUCUCAUUGGAUAGCCCCAUAUUCCAAAACCCUGUCGUCUCUAGGCAUAACCUAAACAUUGUUGCUACAGAGAAACCUUUAGCUCAGCAGUGAAAUAUUACAGAGAGGCCAUGACAUUAGCAGUGAAACCUUACAAUAUGUUACACUUGUGACACACUACCAGGUUCACACGGAGAAAGUUUCAAUAAACUUCAUGGUGGAUAUGUAUCCAUCACUGUUGCUGAAUGCAAUUUUGGGAGUGACUGUCAGUGCUAAACUCUGCAAUCAUUGCUGCUGCUCACCACACCUAGUUCUGCACCCUGGUCACUGGGAAUGGGAGGAGGAAUUUCUUCUGCUGCACAUUCACCUUUAAUGUGUUAUGAAAUCCUGUAACUGGAUCACUUACCAGCAAAGAUAGAGAGGUCUGUUGAAGACUGAUGGUACUAUUUUUAAAAGUCUAUUUAUGAAAGGGGCACGAACAUAAGAUUAAUACAUACACUCAAAUAUACGUAGUCACUACUUAAUCUAAAAACGCGGGUCUAAUAAUAACCAUCAAUAGGAAACAGCUCGAUCGUUUGUCUAGGGGAUAAUAUAGUGUCCGAUGGAAAUAUAAAAGUCACUCAAA
Messenger RNA from Hypanus sabinus (Atlantic stingray), 3109 nucleotides. RefSeq names its product zinc finger protein 239-like. The transcript has 2 exons. Gene Ontology annotation, biological process: negative regulation of transcription by RNA polymerase II. NCBI's taxonomy places the organism in Eukaryota, Metazoa, Chordata, Chondrichthyes, Myliobatiformes, Dasyatidae. The record is from RefSeq and is a predicted model, not a curated record. Bases 1011 to 1949 code for a protein of 312 amino acids. Gene Ontology annotation, molecular function: DNA-binding transcription repressor activity, RNA polymerase II-specific.